CGCCAUUUUGUACUACCUCCGAGCCGCCACAGCUGGUGCCAGCGAGUGGAGGGGGUUCCGGAGCGAGUUGGGAAGUCGCGGAAGCGAGGAUGGCGGAACCCGGGACCGGGUCGGGCGACCCCGCCUUUGGUCCGGGCGCCUCGGAGAGUGGGACGCGGCGGCUCAGCGACCUGCGGGUGAUCGACCUGAGGGCGGAGCUGAAAAAGCGGAACCUGGAUACGGGAGGCAACAAGAGCGUGCUGAUGGAGCGGCUGAGGAAGGCAUUUAAGGAGGAAGGACAAGAACCUGAGGAGGUUGGAAUCAGCUGGGGAGCUGUGAGCAAGAGGGCUGUAAAGAGAAACACCAAAGGAUCCAAGAUGGAGGAGGAGGGCAGCGAGGACAACGGCCUGGAGGAAGAUUCCAGAUAUGGGCAGGAUGGGGUUGUGAUUCUUCAGAGUUCACAAGACAGGGACACCAUGGAUACAGGUGUGCCAGAUGGGAUGGAGGCUGAGGACCUCAGUGUGCCCUGCCUGGGGAAGGCCGACACCGUCAACCAGAUUCUUCAUGCUUUUGAUGACAGUAAAGAGUACGUGGCCGCGCAGCUGGGACAGCUUCCAGCUCAGCUCCUGAAGCAUGCUGUGGAUGAGGAGGUCUUCAAGAACACUCUGGAAGCUUCCGUGUCAGACCUUAAAGUAACUCUGGCUGAUGAAGAAGCCCCCAUGGAACCAGGUACUGCUGAGGCAGGCACAACAGUGCGGUUUGCGCCCCUGCUGCUCGCACUUAAGUCCUGUCUGUUCUCAGCUGUGUUAUGGUUUCAUAAAUCACCCCAGUGGUUGACCAUCCCAAUCGCACAGGAUCAGAGAUUGGAAACCCACUGUAUCACCAGAUCUGUGCGUGUGCUGUGGCAGCCCAAGACAGUCUUGGGGGCAGAUGCGCCGCUUGCAUCAGGCCAUGCAGAGUGGCAGUAAGUGGCCACAAGGUGAGGCAGCGAGUCCACACACAAGACAGAUCUUGUGAUACCUUACCAAGCCAAAGUCAUGGGGUUGAUGCAGUUAAGGCAGGCUGAGGCUGUGGUAGGGGACUUACCCCGGAAGCCACCAAUGUCAGAAGAAAAGCGGGUUUCUGCCAAGAUGUUCAUCAUCAGCCCCUAUGGACUGCCAUGUUCCCAAAGGUGAAGAGCGGUUCAGUAGCCUUGGACUGUGGUGCUGACCGCACGCAAUCCAUCAAGCUGAGAGCAGCAAGCUCCUCAGUAAAUGGUGACUGCCAUGGCUUCAGCACUGUGGACAUUGGGAAGGAAUGUGCUUGAUGGAAGACACAGGCGUGACGGAACCUCUGAAGAAAGCCGUGGAAGCUGCGCUGUGGUUGUAGGGUAGAAGUAUGGGGGGGGGCCCACCUCUGCCACUGGCGCAGGCUGGGGGCGCCAUGGCCGUGGGCGCAGGUAGGGUGCAGGCGCUGUGUAGCGGGUUUUCCAAUCUCUGUGUAGCCAGCAGUUCUGUCGGUGUGAGCAGGGCCGCAGCGCCCGAGCCGCAGUUGUGAUUGCUUUAUUUCCCUGGUGAUUAAACCUUGUGCCAUUCUAUUCCUGUUAAAUCCGUAGAAAAUGAGAAAAUACUCGACAUUUUGGGGGAAACUUGUAAAUCUGAGCCAGUAAAAGAAGAAGGUUCGGAGCUGGAGCAGCCCUUUGCCCAGGCCACGAGUAGCGUGGGGCCAGACAGGAAGCUGGCGGAGGAAGAGGACCUAUUUGAGAGCUGCGGCCACCCGGAAGAGGAAGAGGAAGAGGAGGAAGAAGAUCAGGAAGAGGAGCAGGAGGAGGAGGGAGAUUUAGCUUUGGCCAGCAGCAGCAAGUCUGAGUCUCCAAGCACUCGGUGUCAGUGGAGCGAGGCAGAUGCCCCGUUAGCAGUAGUGAAAAGGGAGCUGGCAGAUGCGCCGGGUGGAGGUGGAGGUACUCGGCACAGGCGGAAGCGCAAGCGAAGGCGGAAGCAUCAGGCGCAGGCAGAAGCUCUGGGCACAGGUGGAGGUGCCGGGAUGAACUGCGAGCCUGUAGGGCUAGAGGAGCCAGUUGAACAGAGUAGCACGGCUGCCCAGCUCCCGGAGGCCACCAGCCAGGAGCUGGUGCGAGCGCCCACGGCAGCCCUGAGCCCUGAGCCCCAAGAUAGCAAAGAAGACGUGAAGAAGUUUGCUUUUGACGCUUGUAAUGACGUCCCUGCGCCUCCUAAAGAGUCCUCAGCCAGUGAGGGCGCUGAUCAGAAAAUGAGCUCUGUUAAGGAAGAACAAGAUAUAAAGCCAGUCAUUAAAGAUGAAAAAGGUCAUCGGAGCCAAGGUGGUCACCAAUGCCCGCAGUCCAGGGGCUCGGUGCUAUGGAUUUGUGACAAUGUCCACGUCAGAUGAGGCCACCAAAUGCAUUAGCCACCUGCACAGAACUGAACUACAUGGGAGGAUGAUCUCUGUGGAGAAGGCCAAGAAUGAACCCUCUGAGAAGAAGUCGUCAGACAGGAGAGCAUGUGACCAAAAGGAGAAGGUGCCAGGGCCGGACAGGCCUCACCCUGUGAAGAUCAAGACGGAGAAAACUGUGAUCAAGAAGGAAGAAAAACUGGAAAGAAAAGAGGAGAAAGGGCCAGAAGACAUUAAAAAGGAGAAGGAUCAAGAUGAACUCACACCAGGAGCUGCUGGUCAUUCUCGAGUCACCAAAUCAGGAAGCAGAGGCAUGGAGCGUACAGUCGUGAUGGACAAGUCCAAGGGCGAGCCCGUCAUCAGUGUGAAGGCCACAAGCAGGUCAAAGGACAGACAGAGCUCCAAAAGUCAAGACCGAAAGUCAGAGGGCAGGGAGAAGAGAGACAUACUGUCAUUCGACAAGAUCAAGGAGCAGCGGGAGAGGGAGCGCCAGAGGCAGAGGGAGCGUGAAAUCCGGGAGACAGAGCGAAGACGGGAGCGGGAGCAGCGAGAGCGGGAGCAGCGUCUGGAUGCCUUCCAGGAGCGACGGGAGAAGGCUCGCUUGCAGCGGGAACGGAUGCAGCUCCAGUGCCAGCGGCAGCGGUUGGAGCGGGAGCGGCUGGAGCGGGAGAGGCUGGAGCGGGAGCGCAUGAGAGUGGAGCGUGAAAGGCGCAAGGAACAGCAGCGCAUUAUGCGUGAGCGGGAGGAGCUGCGGCGGCAGCAAGAACAGCUGCGUGCUGAGCAGGAACGGCGGGCACUGCGCAGACCCUACGACCUGGAUGCUAGGAGAGACGAUGGCUACUGGCCAGAAGGGAAGCGUGCAGCCUUAGAGGACAGAUACCGAGACUUUCCACGGCCAGAUCACCGCUUCCAUGACUUUGAUCACCGAGAUCGUGGCCAUUACCAGGAGCAUGUCAUAGACAGGCGGGAUGGGUCCAGAACCAGAGUGGAGGAGCGGGAUGGGCAGUACUACCCAGAUGACCAGCACAGCCAUGGAAGGCUCCUAGAGCACCAUGCUUGGGAUUCCGGAGACGGCUGGCAUGGCUACAGCUCUGACAAGAAGUUGAAUGAAGGCCAAGGGCUACCCCCUCCCCCCAGGGUCAGCCGAGAGUGGGCGGAGCACAGCUCACAGUUGGAGGAGCAGCAGGUUCCUGUCUGGCACAGUGCUGUGGACACAAACAUGACGGGCCAUGAACACAUACGGUGGCGAGGUGCUGAGCGGGGCCUUGCAGGAGGACCUGGGCAUGGGCAUGUGGCAGCAGGCCGGGGUGGCAUGGCUGGGCAAGGCAGCUUUGCACACGGUGGACAUUCCCAGGGCUAUAUUGUGCCCAGUGGUAGACUGGAAGGUGGUGGCAUGGCCAGCCAGGACCAGGGUGGCCGAGUUCCUAACCCCCACCCUCACCCCCACUUCACCCGCCGCUACUGAACUGCUCUGGACCAAACCCUGCUGCUGCAAGUAGGCAGAGACUGCAACUCCAGCCACCUCCCACUUGUGGAACCCUCACAGGUUCUGCCAAGUGUCGAUGUGAACUCACUCUCCUAGUGUUUUUAAUAAACACAGUCCUGUUCUGCUGUUUGUAAGACAAGGUUUCUGCUGCCAGGCAUUCUGCGUCCCUCUGACCCAUUCCACCCUGCCCUAUUCUUGUGGCUGCAGCUCUGUCCUGCCCUUGGCCCAUGCUCAGGGUCCAGGUCUUCUGCCCCACAUCUCAGACAUGGCGGCGCUGGAAUCAAAGCUCAGAGGCUGUGGUGUUAGAGGCAGCUGCAGAGCCGCCAGCUGCCCUUUCUCCAGGACCAGUACAGAAGCCUGAGCCGCCUUUCCCUAGCAGCCUCCUUGAAAGGCCACAGCCUGGUGGUGCAGGCACUAUGUGCCUUCUCAAGCAGUGUCGUCGACCUGCCUAUGCCAGCGGAAUAACCCACCUCUGGAUUUGUUCCUCCCAGUCUGAGCACAGGCUCAGGAGUGAGAGCAUCCAAACCCUUGUGGCUGUGGCACUGGUGGCCAUGGCACUGGUGACGUCUUACAUAGUGAGAGGUCCUUGCAUGGUGACUGACAGUCUAAUUGGUUUUUUUUUAGUACUUGACCCUACCACUAGCUGCCUAUGAAGUCAGAGUCCUUUAAGCCACAAGUUUGGUGCCCAAACCUGCCUUCGGCCAUCUCUGAGGCCAGGAUACCAUUUGUCCUCUUGGUGUCUUUUCCACCAGUGCUGAGUGGCAGCAAACCUGCCUCUGCAUAUCUCAGUCUGCCAGAGCCCACCUUGCCACCAGCACUUCAGUCAAGUGAGUCUCCUUUCACUAGGGCCCUGGUCAUGUGGGCACUCUGCAUCCUAUACCAGGUAGGCCUGGCCUGACAAGAUCUGUCUCCAAGGCUAUAUUUGCAGAAUGGCAAAGCCAGCCUAGGCUAGCAGGUAGGACUGAGGGCUACUGAGCAUGUCAGCAGUUCCAGUGCUAGAGGGUGUUAGCAGUUCAUGUGUCAUCCCACCGCCAAGGCUGAGGCAAAACCAGUUCAGACAGGACAUUGUACUUCAAGGACAUAGUGCUCAGUGGAAUGAGCCAGACACUACUGGGCCCACUACCAGAACAUCCCCGAAGUCCUCAGCCACAGAAAGGAAGUGGCAUUGUGGGUGCUGGAAGUUGGGAAAGGAUACAAUUAGUGUGAAAAGUAGACGUAGCUUUGUUGUGCUGAGAUGGAAUCUUUAGGAGUUGGGUGGUGGGCAUGGCCACCCAGCCUUGAGAAUGAGCUUUCUACCCUCAAGCAGUGUCCUGAAAAGGCUAAGAUGGUAAGUUUGGGGUGGUGUUUUAAGGGGAUUACCCUCUUUGGGCUGACUGUCCUCAAAUUCAUAAUUCUGUCCUCCCAGUGUGUGCCACUGUACCUAUCCUGCUUGCUGGAGGGCUUCUAACAGUGCAGAAAAGGUUUAUAGUGCUUAGUAUACAGCAGAAAAUGGUGACUGCUGUGACUGCUUCCUGUAUCCAGGUUCCAAAUCCUGUCUACCUGCCCAUCCCUAUGGUCUGCAUCUUUUCAGAUGCAAGAAUUAGGGUCCAGAGUGGGCAUUUUGCCUGUGUGACCUUGUACAAUCCACUUUAAGAAACCUGAUCACCAGGUAUGAUGGGGUAGGCCUGAGAUCAAGGCCAUCCUGAACAACCUACCAAGUUCCAGGACAAGAAAAAGAAAUCUGAUGGCACUGGUCAGAUCAAUCACGCCAGCAGUCCCUGGGUCUGAUGACACAUGGAAAUGCUAUCCUGGUAACCUUAGACAAGUGUGGCUACGUUCUUCAGGGACAUCAGAAUUACCUAACACUGGUUCUCUGGGUUCUCGCUUCCCAGGUGAUCCCUGCAUCUCUUCAGACAUGCUAGGACCCCUCAUGGGACAAGCAUUAAGGAACCUGCACCUACUGUGCACACUGUCUGUGGUUCUUUAUGGAACUUCUGUGACCUGUAUCCACUUGCUCCUGGUCCCAGUUCUCUCAGGCCUAUCCCUUUUUAGAUACCUGCCUGUCCCCUACCCCUGACCGUCCUUAGGUUACUUUUUUCUUUUCUUAUUAAAACAAAGUUGUUCUUU
Mus musculus (house mouse) is the source of this 5959-nucleotide messenger RNA. RefSeq names its product scaffold attachment factor B2 (gene Safb2). Bases 2273 to 3832 code for a protein of 519 amino acids. Gene Ontology annotation, cellular component: nuclear body; cytoplasm; nucleoplasm. NCBI's taxonomy places the organism in Eukaryota, Metazoa, Chordata, Mammalia, Rodentia, Muridae. Gene Ontology annotation, molecular function: nucleic acid binding; RNA binding; identical protein binding. The record is from RefSeq and is a predicted model, not a curated record. The transcript has 19 exons.